AUGGUCUGGUCAAAUCAGACUGGGAUAAAAGAAUUCAAUCUUUUGGGGUUUUCCAACCUAGGCCAGCUCCAGACUCUCCUCUUUGUUGUGUUUUUUCUUAUCUACAUGGCGACUCUGAUGGGAAACACCCUUAUCAUCUUGAUAACAAGAAUAGACACUGCCUUGCACAGUCCUAUGUACUUCUUUCUCCAAAAUCUGGCUUUUGCAGAAGUUGGCUUCAUAACACUAAUUGUCCCCAAAAUGCUUGUGAACCUUCUUGUAGAGAAAAAGACCAUUUCCUGGUCAGGAUGCAGGUUACAGAUUUUUGGUGUUGUCUACUUUGUUACCAUGGAGUGUUUCCUAUUCAUUGCCAUGGCUUAUGACCGGUUUGUGGCCAUAUGCAAUCCUCUAAGGUACACUGUCAUAAUGAAUAGGAAGUUCUGUAUGCUUCUGGUAAUUGCAGUGUGGGCCUCAGGAUUUCCUGUUGGGACACUACAGGUUACAUGGCUGUUUAGUUUCCCAUUCUGUGGGUCCCUUACAGUUCCCCAUUUCUUUUGUGAUGGUCCACCAAUUCUACACUUGGUCUGUGCAGACACUUCCAACUUUGAACUAUAUUCUCUCAUAGGUACUCUUCUAAUUAUACUGUGUCCUUUCUUACUGCUUCUGGGCUCUUAUACCCAUAUUAUCAACACCAUCUUCAGAAUGCCUUCGGCUGAGGGGAGACGGAAAGCCUUCUCCACUUGCUCUUCACAUAUGAUUGUAGUGACUCUGUUUUAUGGCUCAACCAGUCUGACUCACUUCCGACCUAAAUCAAGCUAUUCCCCAGGAACCAGACAGUUGCUUUCUCUCUCCUACACUGUUUUCACACCCAUGCUGAACCCUCUUAUCUAUAGCUUGAGGAACAAGGAAAUGAGGGCUGCCUUGAAUCGGUUGCUGAGUCAGAAAAGGAAAUGUAUUGGGGUGUCCAAGAGCUUUCAAAUCUCAAAACCUUAA
Gekko japonicus is the source of this 972-nucleotide messenger RNA. RefSeq names its product olfactory receptor 10A2-like. Gene Ontology annotation, biological process: G protein-coupled receptor signaling pathway. Gene Ontology annotation, molecular function: G protein-coupled receptor activity; olfactory receptor activity. Bases 1 to 972 code for a protein of 323 amino acids. Lineage: Eukaryota; Metazoa; Chordata; Lepidosauria; Squamata; Gekkonidae. The transcript has a single exon. The record is from RefSeq and is a predicted model, not a curated record. Gene Ontology annotation, cellular component: membrane.